UCACGGCGGCGCGAGGCUGGGCCGGGCGGGGCGGGGCCGCCGCUCCACCGGCCGAUCCGGGCUCUGCGGCUGACGCCGCGGCCGCGGCCAAUCCGCUGCGGCGCCGGGCCGGGCCGGGCCUGGCUCCGCCCCCGGCGGCUGUCCACAGGGACGGGCCGGAGCGGCCGCCGCUGCCGCGGGUGUGCGGGCUGAGUCAGCGCCCCCUCCCCCGCCGAAGAUGAACAUCAUGGACUUCAAUGUGAAGAAGCUGGCGGCCGACGCGGGCACCUUCCUGAGCCGCGCCGUGCAGUUCACAGAAGAAAAGCUUGGUCAAGCAGAGAAGACUGAACUGGAUGCUCACCUGGAGAACCUUCUCAGCAAAGCAGAAUGCACUAAAUUGUGGACAGAAAAAAUAAUGAAACAAACAGAAGUAUUAUUGCAGCCAAAUCCAAAUGCCAGAAUAGAAGAAUUUGUCUAUGAGAAACUGGACCGCAAAGCACCAAGUCGCAUGAAUAAUCCAGAGUUACUAGGCCAGUAUAUGAUUGAUGCUGGGAAUGAAUUUGGCCCUGGAACAGCCUAUGGAAAUGCACUCAUUAAAUGUGGAGAAACACAAAAGCGAAUUGGGACAGCAGACAGAGAACUGAUUCAAACUUCUGCUAUAAACUUUCUCACUCCCCUAAGAAACUUUAUUGAAGGAGACUACAAAACUAUUACUAAAGAACGUAAGCUGUUACAGAAUAAAAGACUGGAUUUGGAUGCAGCAAAAACCAGAUUGAAGAAGGCAAAAGUUGCAGAAGCUCGAGCUGCACAACUAAACACCUCUCAGCCUGAAGAGAAUAACAUUAUGGUAAAUGUCUCUUACGUGCUCAACUUGCUGCAUGUAAAAUGGCUAAAGAUAUGGGCUGAGGAAGUGACAAAAUCUGAACAGGAAGUACGGAUUACCCAGAGUGAAUUUGACCGUCAGGCAGAGAUUACCAGACUUCUGCUGGAGGGAAUCAGCAGCACGCAUGCACAUCAUCUUCGCUGUCUGAAUGAUUUUGUUGAAGCUCAGAUGACCUACUAUGCACAAUGUUACCAAUAUAUGUUGGAUCUCCAGAAACAACUUGGAAGCUUUCCAUCUACUUUCCUCUCUAACAAUAAUCAGUCUUCCUCGACUCCUGUGCAGAGUGUUUCUCCUCCCUCAGUCUUGGCCUCAGCCUCUGCUUCAUUGCCUUCAGUAACCAAUUCCAUAGUUACUUCAGGCAUCAGUGAACUGAAGUCAUCAAGCGGCAGCAGGAAAGCGAGAGUUCUCUAUGAUUACGAUGCUGCAAACAGCAGUGAAUUAUCAUUACUUGCAGAUGAGGUGAUAACAGUGUACAGUAUCCCCGGCAUGGAUUCAGACUGGCUGAUGGGCGAAAGGGGAAAUCAGAAAGGCAAAGUGCCUAUUACUUAUUUAGAAUUGUUAAACUAAAUGGUUGGCCUGAAUAAAGACUGUCAAUUAUGGCAAUGCCGUAUUUAUAUACAAUUAACGUUAUGUAAGCAGGUUUAAGUGUCUUCCAUGUUAUUGUCUUGAGGGACAAAUACCAGCCAUUACAAACUGGCUUUUCUGCCAGCAUGGUUGCAUGGUAAAUAUAUAUUCAAACUUAAUGUGUUUAAAGCUUUUACUUCAUGUGCCAAGAACAAGUUUCCUACAGAUCUGUUUCUACUGAAGUUUUCACUAAUACAAGCUUCUACUUUUGAGUAACCUAGAUUGAAAGCAGGAGGUACUGUUUUCUACUGAAAUUUUUCAUUAAUGGCAAAGCUUUUCUUCACAUAAAAUAAACUUAUUGUGAACUGA
Messenger RNA from Columba livia (rock pigeon), 1795 nucleotides. RefSeq names its product SH3 domain containing GRB2 like, endophilin B1 (gene SH3GLB1). The coding region runs from base 218 to 1429 and encodes 403 amino acids. NCBI's taxonomy places the organism in Eukaryota, Metazoa, Chordata, Aves, Columbiformes, Columbidae. The record is from RefSeq and is a predicted model, not a curated record. Gene Ontology annotation, molecular function: protein binding. Gene Ontology annotation, cellular component: cytoplasm; membrane. The transcript has 11 exons. Gene Ontology annotation, biological process: membrane organization.